UUAUAAAAAUGACGAGCCUGGGAAAUCCAUUACAUGACCCGACAAUAAAGGAAUUGCGGUCAUUGCAGCAUUUAGUGUUUACAAACGUACCCUCAUCGUCAACGAGAGAGUUGCAUUAAUAAAAAACAAACCUUCAAAAAUGUCCGAGGAAGCAAAGAAGGAGGAGAAACCAACAGAACACAUCAACCUGAAAGUGCUGGGUCAAGAUGGCCAGAUGGUGCACUUUAAAAUUAAAAAACAUACUUCAUUGAAAAAGUUGAUCAAUGCAUAUUGUGAAAGAUCAAAACUUGCCCAGACGACAGUAAGAUUUAGAUUUGAUGGUCAGCCAAUAUCAGAGAAUGAUACUCCUCAAGGACUGGAAAUGGAAGAUGGUGACACAAUAGAAGUAUUCCAGCAGCAAACUGGAGGAAGAUCCUGCCAUAGAAGCCAUCACUUGCAGUUGUGACACUAUAUGUUUAUGGAUUGCUUGGAUUAAAUCAGAAACUUUUUUCAUCUGCUAAUUGAGUAAAAGCAGGCAGUGGUAAAUGUUUUGUACAUUACGAGUUUAAGUUUUGUAAAAGGCAUUAUCUGUUUGACUUUUACCCCAAACAUUUGAACCUCCAUGAACUUUCCAUCGUAGCCCUUUUUCUAAACUCAGCGGGAAGACGUUUUAAGAGAAUUUUUGUUGUUAAGUGUGGGAAGUCAUUUAUUUUUUAUUUGCUCUCUUCCUCCUCAUUUUCCCUUGCCUGUAGCAGUUGCUAAGGAUGUCGUAUUAUCAUGUUCUAUGGUCAUUAUAGAAAUACUAUCAUUCAUUUUCAUAAAAAUGUAUUGAUACAUUAAUUUUGAACUUACAUUUUUCUUCAUGGUUGUAUUGCUGUCACAGUCCUUUGAGGAAGGUCAGUGUACUCAUCAGUUUACUAGUUUACUUAAUUUUUCAUUCGCUGUGUAUCAUUUGAGGAAAGAGGAUAUCGUUGUAGGUACAGUACAGUUUAACUUCGCUCUAAUAAUCUUUACUGACGCUACAGAGUUUAUAUCAAUUACAGUAAUUUGUAACUUUCACAAAGAUUCUCAUGUUGCUCUACUGUAGUUACGUAAUCUCUAAUGGAUAAGGAUUGGAAUAACUUAUGUUGCGUCACUUACCCUGAACAUGCACAUUAAUAUUGUUUACCAUAGCAGAAACUGCAUAGUAUAUGUUGUUUUAUAGUUUUUCUUUUGAAUAACAGUGGCAUUCUGAUUUAAAGUAUCUUUCAGAAAAAGAAUUGAAUUGUUCUCUCACCGUGAAGGAAUCUCGUUGUUCUGACAUAAACAACAAUACUACAUCUUGUGGAAGUCAGCUUUUCAAACUUUAUUUACAACUACAGUAUACAUUCAACUUUAUUGGUGUUGAGUCCACAGACUCACUUGAAUCAUCUGUUGAUCUUCAACUAGUUUGGUAUUUAGAAUGCACUUACAAUCGUAAGUUCUUGUUGUUCAGGAUAUGUAGAAUGUAUCAUUCACACAAUGGUAAGUACAGUACUAUAGCCUGUAACUGUAGAGCCAUAAUAAAGUCUGGAACAGCUGAAAUAUUUAUUUAAAAUGAAAUGUGAAUACAGUACACUGUUUUAUGGAAAAAAUAUUGCUUGUGUUUUAAGUGGACCAGAAUUGGUUUCCCCCCUCUCCCCAAAUAUAUUUUAAGGAAAGCUAGAAUGUGGAGUUUAACUGUACUUUACAAUCACUAUUCCUAUAGCAAUAAUGGCAUGUUGGUCAUUGCCAGAAAUUGCUGUAUGAAUGCUAGAUUACAACUGCUUUUGCUCACGGACAAAACUGCUCCGCAUGGAUUACUUACGUGAACUUGACGGAGAGAUAUUCGGGCCUACCUGACUGACAUGGCCUAAAGACUUUUGACUCAAAAUAGUUUAUAAGAAUUUUUUUCCUGUAAUGUUUUAUACUUCAGAUGUAGCUGACAAAACUAUAUUCUUAAUCCCCUUAAUACUUUAUGAUGGAACCCUCAACCUUUCCCCACUGUGUGGGAUGGCAGGAAUUGCCAUGUUUUACAACAUGUACACUGGUCACUACCUAGUUCUUGAUAAUGGUGAGAGAAAAAUAAAUUGUUAUUUGAUUAAC
Molecule: messenger RNA, 2082 nt
Organism: Macrobrachium nipponense
Lineage: Eukaryota; Metazoa; Arthropoda; Malacostraca; Decapoda; Palaemonidae
Product: small ubiquitin-related modifier 3-like
Exons: 3
Coding region: 140-445 (101 amino acids)
Biological process (GO): protein sumoylation
Cellular component (GO): nucleus
Molecular function (GO): protein tag activity; ubiquitin-like protein ligase binding
Source: RefSeq, a predicted model, not a curated record